AUGCUUCAAGUUAGCAGAAUCCAAGCAGACCAUUAUCGUCAAAGUAAACAUGUUGACAAACAAAAGUCUUCGUCGCAAGUUCUCAUGGAAAAGAUUAGAAACUACGUAGGCCUGUUUCUAGAAACUUCUUCAAUACACGGCUUGAAUCAUCUCGUUAAUGCUGGAAGGCAUCCAUGUGAAGUUUUCCUCUGGUUAGCCAUGGUGAUGCUGUCAUUGUACAUAACUCUCUACAUCUCGUGGUCGACAUGGGCCCGCUACCAGUCCUCACCCACGGUCAUCUCGAUGGACCGAGACAUGUAUGCCUGGAACACCACAUUUCCCUGCAUAACCAUUUGCCCGGACGACAAGAUUGAUCCCGAGAAGUUGGAGAAAUACUUAAAUGACUCAACGGAAGAAGACAAACAGAAACUCAAAACAUUCAUCAUGGCAUUGUCGAACGCUACUUUCGAAAAUUUCCACACGGUGCCCGUAUACAAUGGCAUAAAACCACAGUAUUAUCUGGAAACGCUACUGAGUUUACUACCUCCGUUCAAACCUAUCCUUACGAUCGGAGCAGCCGGGUUGUUCCUGGAUAUUGUUCCCACUAUCACAGAGAUGGGAGUGUGUUACGCCAUUAAUUCCAAAGUUGCUGUUCAUAAUUCCCCAGAAUAUCGAAAAGCAAACAAAUGGGACAUCAUAGAAACUAAAAACUCGUCAUUUUCUGUGCAUCCGCUGGAUGGCGAAGUUUUUGCACAAGUUUUGAAUAUAACCUCGUAUAAUGCGUAUAUCCACGGCCCGCUCGAGGUUCCUGACAUCUCAGCGAAGUCUCAUCAUUCGCCUACAUAUUUCUACAUGAAAAUUUUUGUCACUGCUACUACUGUUUACACUGCUCCAGAAGCAGCUAGACUGAGUGUAGGCCAACGUGGCUGUCGUUUCAAGCACGAGAACAAUUUGAAGCACAACUCUGUAUACACGUAUAACCUGUGUCGCAUCGAGUGCAGAAUCAAGCUCUGUCUCAACUACUGCCAAUGUAUCCCCCACUUCUACAGGAGGAUUGGAGAUGAAAAGAUAUGCGACGUCAAUGGAUUACAUUGUAUAGCAGCCUAUAAAGAUGUACUCAUAAAUUUGAGACAUAAAGGUGACAAGAAAGUUGAUUGCGACUGCGAUGCUAUAUGCGAUGAUGUAAACUACACUGUGCAGACUUUUGCAUUGCAGAGUUGGGUCUUAGGAACCAACUUCCAAUGGGGUAUCGUCACCUACCCCAGGAUGAGAUACAAGCGAGAUGUGCUCUUCGGAUUUACGGAUGUGCUGGUGGCAGUCGGUGGAAUGGCGGGUUUCUUCCUCGGCUGCAGUGUCCUCAGCUUCAUGGAGAUCGUAUACUUCUUGACGUUGCGAUUAAUAUGUUACACGAGGAGCACUAUUCAUUAUUAA
Molecule: messenger RNA, 1410 nt
Organism: Pararge aegeria (speckled wood butterfly)
Lineage: Eukaryota; Metazoa; Arthropoda; Insecta; Lepidoptera; Nymphalidae
Product: sodium channel protein Nach-like
Exons: 10
Coding region: 1-1410 (469 amino acids)
Biological process (GO): sodium ion transmembrane transport
Cellular component (GO): membrane
Molecular function (GO): ligand-gated sodium channel activity
Source: RefSeq, a predicted model, not a curated record